Molecule: messenger RNA, 2736 nt
Organism: Hibiscus syriacus
Lineage: Eukaryota; Viridiplantae; Streptophyta; Magnoliopsida; Malvales; Malvaceae
Product: protein VAC14 homolog
Exons: 20
Coding region: 242-2410 (722 amino acids)
Biological process (GO): positive regulation of kinase activity; phosphatidylinositol biosynthetic process
Cellular component (GO): endosome membrane; PAS complex
Source: RefSeq, a predicted model, not a curated record
CGCGUCGUCCACGCUUAAUUUCGUCAGAUCUGGUUUCCCUCAAAUUUUCAUUUAUCGAUCCCAUUGAAAAACAAAUUGCAUAGCCUAAAAUACCCAAAAAAGAGCGGAAAAAAGAAAGAAGCUAUGCUCAGAUUCGAAUUUGAAAGGAUCAGAAAACGAAUUUAAUUGAAUCGAAUACUUUUCUUGUCUUCUUUUUUUCGUUGUUGUUUUUCCGUCUUUUUUUUUGAAAAAUAAUUCUGUUAUGGCUGACGCUCUCUCUGUGAUUCCCGCCUCUGUUCUCCGCAAUCUAUCCGAUAAGCUAUACGAGAAACGGAAGAAUGCAGCGCUUGAGAUUGAAGGAAUUGUGAAACAGCUGGCAGCGUCGGGCGAUCACGAGAAAAUAUCAUCGGUGAUCAGUUUGUUGACCACAGAGUUUACAUACUCGCCACAAGCCAAUCACCGUAAGGGAGGAUUGAUAGGUUUAGCUGCUGCUACUGUUGGGUUGACUUCUGAAGCCUCCCAACAUCUUGAGCAAAUUGUGCCGCCAGUGCUUAAUUCCUUUUCUGACCAAGAUAGCAGAGUUCGUUAUUAUGCUUGUGAAGCUCUAUAUAACAUUGCAAAGGUUGUCCGAGGAGAUUUUAUCAUAUUCUUUAAUCAGAUAUUUGACUCACUAUGCAAGCUUUCAGCUGAUUCAGCUGCCAAUGUGCAGAGUGCUGCUCACCUUUUAGAUAGGCUAGUGAAGGACAUUGUUACUGAAAGUGAUCAGUUCAGUAUUGAAGAAUUUAUACCAUUGUUGAGAGAGCGCAUGAAUGUCCUGAAUCCCUUUGUCCGUCAGUUUUUGGUUGGUUGGAUAACAGUACUGGAUAGUGUUCCAGAUAUUGACAUGUUGGGUUUCCUACCUGAUUUUCUUGAUGGUUUGUUUAAUAUGUUGAGUGAUUCUAGUCAUGAAAUACGACAACAAGCUGAUUCAGCACUUUCGGAGUUUCUCCAAGAGAUUAAGAACUCCCCAUCUGUAGAUUAUGGUCGCAUGGCUGAAAUACUGGUGCAAAGGGCAGCUUCUCCUGAUGAAUUCACUCGGUUAACAGCAAUAACUUGGAUAAAUGAGUUUGUAAAACUUGGUGGAGACCUGCUUGUCCCUUACUAUGCUGACAUACUGGGAGCCAUUCUCCCCUGCAUAUCUGAUAAAGAAGAAAAAAUUCGAGUGGUUGCUCGUGAAACCAAUGAGGAGCUUCGUUCAAUCAAGGGUGAACCUGAAGAAGCCUUUAAUGUGGGAGCCAUUCUCUCCAUUGCAAGGAGGCAACUAGAUAGUGAGUGGGAAGCCACAAGAAUUGAAUCAUUGCACUGGAUUUCAACCCUUUUAGACAGACAUCGUUCUGAGGUCUUGUGUUUUCUAAAUGACAUAUUUGACACCCUCUUGAAAGCUCUAUCUGACUCUUCUGAUGAGGUGGUGCUCCUGGUUCUUGACAUUCAUGCAUGCAUAGCACAAGACCCCCAAAACUUCAACCAGAUUGUUGUUUUUCUGGUGCAUAAUUUCCAGAUUAAUCAUUCGCUUCUGGAGAGGCGUGGUCCGUUGGUAAUCCGUAGACUUUGUGUUCUCUUGGGUGCUGAAAGGGUGUACCGUGAGCUAUCCACCAUACUAGAGGAAGAAGCAGACCUAUAUUUUGCCUGCAUUAUGGUUCAGGCAUUGAAUUUAAUUCUGCUCACUUCUUCUGAGCUAUCUGAGCUUCGGAAACUUUUGAAACAGUCGCUGGCUAAUGCUGCUGGAAAAAAAUUAUUUGUUUCUUUGUAUGCUUCAUGGAGCCAUUCACCCAUGGCAAUUAUAAGUCUUUGUUUAUUAGCUCAGAUGUAUCAGCAUGCAAGUGCUGUGAUUCAGUCCCUGGUUGAGGAAGAUAUUGACGUCAAAUUCUUGGUUCAGCUUGAUAAAUUGGUUCGCUUGCUCGAAACUCCAAUAUUUGCUUAUCUAAGAUUGCAGCUUCUUGAACCUGGAAGAUAUGUAUGGUUGCUGAAAGCAUUAUAUGGUCUUUUAAUGCUACUUCCACAGCAAAGUGCCGCAUUCAAGAUACUGCAAACUCGUUUAAAAACUGUGCCAUCAUACUCCUUCAAUGGUGAUCAACUCAAACAAGCAUCAUCAGGCAACCCGCGCACCCAAAUUUUACAUGGUGUAUCCCAAAUAACUUUGGAUGGUGACAUCACCCACGAUAAUGGGAAUUUACAGAACGAAAUUGAUUUUUCUUCAAGGCUGGACCAUUUUCAGCAAAUUCAGCAACAACACCGUACGCUUACAGCAAAAUCACAAGCGCAAUCACAAUCACGAAACAGUUGCACUUCAUUGUUGAAGGAGGUGCCAAAAGCCGAAGAACCCCGGCAGCAUCCAACAUCAGACACAAAUAGGCCCCCUUCGAGAUUAUCUAAGAAAGGCUCGGGUCGAUGACAAAUUUUACCACAUUACACUUUGCCUUGGUCCGGGUGAGAUCCGGUAUCCGGUAUCCGAUAGUAGUUUGUAAAAUUGUAUAUCAUGGUAGUUUGUUUUUCACUUUAACCUCAUGGGUGAAAAUUUGGGUUUCGAAUAUAAGCUUUGGGGGGGGGGGGGAGGUUCAAAGCUAUUAUUUUUUUUCCUUUAUAAAGAAAAUACACCCAUGUGGUUCGGUUAUUUUUGUUGAAAAAAAACACCACAUGGUUUUAGAGGGAGAAAAUGAAUUUAGAAAAAUACAUUUUCUUUGGUAAAAGAAGGAAAUUUUCUAAUUUAAUAUAACAUUU